This is a messenger RNA of Pelobates fuscus (common spadefoot toad), 2169 nucleotides long. It is a transcript of the gene TMEM41B, whose product is annotated as transmembrane protein 41B. Bases 111 to 941 code for a protein of 276 amino acids. The record is from RefSeq and is a predicted model, not a curated record. The transcript has 7 exons. NCBI's taxonomy places the organism in Eukaryota, Metazoa, Chordata, Amphibia, Anura, Pelobatidae. Gene Ontology annotation, cellular component: endoplasmic reticulum membrane.
CCGCAGUGCGCAGGCGCGGGCCGGCCAUCAAAGCGCUCGGAGGCGGAAGUGACCGGCUAAUUGAGAGCUGACCCCGAGCCGGUAAUCAAACCAACACCGAGCCGGUAACCAUGGCCAGACCCCGAGCGGCGGUAGCAGCAACAGCGGCAGCGGCAACCCGUGAGAAACCAGAGCAAAACAACCAUGGAAAAGCUCACCCAGAAGGAGGCUCCACCCGCACAUCCCUGCUCAUAUUGGUGUCCAUUUUCCUGUCUGCGGCAUUUGUCAUGUUCCUGGUUUACAAAAACUUUCCACAGCUUAAUGAGGAAGAGCUGGAGAUGAUCAAAGUCCCUCGGGAUAUGGACGAUGCCAAAGCUCUGGGAAAAGUCCUCUCCAAAUAUAAGGACACAUUUUACGUGGAAGUCUUAUUGGCUUAUUUUGUUACCUAUAUCUUCUUGCAAACCUUUGCCAUCCCCGGUUCCAUAUUUCUAAGCAUCCUGUCUGGGUUUCUCUACCCCUUCCCCUUGGCUCUGUUUCUCGUGUGCCUGUGUUCUGGGCUCGGGGCAUCGUUUUGCUAUUUGCUUUCCUAUCUCGUUGGACGGCCAAUUGUCUACAGAUACCUGAGUGAGAAGGCAGUGAAAUGGUCCCAGCAGGUUGAUCGACAUCGAGCACAUCUGAUUAAUUAUAUGAUAUUCCUGCGAAUAACACCAUUUCUUCCGAACUGGUUCAUAAACAUCACGUCUCCCAUCAUUAACGUCCCUCUCAAAGUUUUCUUCUGGGGAACGUUUUUAGGUGUGGCUCCUCCUUCUUUUGUGGCUAUAAAAGCAGGGACCACAUUGUACCAACUAACCACAGCAGGCGAGGCUGUGUCUUGGAAUUCGGUAAUCAUUCUCAUGGUCCUGGCUUUGCUCUCUAUCCUGCCCGCCAUCUUCCAGAACAAACUAAAGAAGAAGUUUGAAUGAAUCCACGGCUUUCCGAAAUAUCUUUCUAGGACAUUGUGCACAACUUCACACCCUCUGAUGUCUGACAUCUCGACAACAAUGCAACUUUUAUACUAAAGACUAGCUUCUUCAGCCUAAUAUAAGAUUAAAAUAUAUUUUAUUUUCAACAGUGUUCUAUAGUUUUACCAGCCAAACGAUUUCUUUUUGUGUUUUUUUACGUACGGUUUUAGCUUCCCGGAAACUGUGAACAGCAUGUGGGUUGUAUACUCAAACAUGACCGUUCGGUAAAAACUGUCAAUGCACACUUGAGAAGCUUCUCGGUCAAUCUAUAUAUAAAGUUUAACUUCUUUGUGUAAAUUGUGCCUCACUUCAGAGACUGAUGGCAAAUCCAGGGCCAAGCGAGCCUUGGUUAUUUCUUAAUUCUUGGCUGCUAAUGAUAUUUAUAUCUAUAGUGUGUGACAAUAGGAACUAAAGUGGAAUAUUUAAUCCAUGAAUCAGUAAUGCACUGAAUCUGUGCCUCUGUGUAUAGCACUAUAUACAUUACAGCACUGUACAUAAUACAGGAAAACUGAACUUUGUAAAAACCUGUGUAAUAAGUAGUGAAAUAUUGAAUGCUUUAUAGUGAUUCUAAGAAUAACAUUACGGCAAAAUCUGGUUUAAUGUACAUUGAUUCACUGAGGUCUGUCACUAAACAGUGAACUCGGUUGGAACGUUUUUACAAGACUUUGAUCUUAAUUUUUCAACCGCUUUGCAAGCUCACAACCAACCGUUUACUGAAGAAGUCUCAAAGAGAAUGGAAUUUAGGCCAGUAAGUCUAAUGACUGAGAGCGCAUCCGGUUUAAUAUUGCACAUCCGAACGAAAACAUCAGUGACAUGAAAUGUAAAGCUAUUGAGCUAUUCUAGAUUUUAACUGGUUAUUCCUCACAUGGAGUUUGUCUUAAUUCAUUUAUUGAUAUAAAUCUAUUCUGUCGGACCUGUAUUUAUGCAAAAGUUAAUAUUUUAAUUUAUAAUUUAUUUGUGGUAUAUGUUAAAAACCUUGAUUCAAAUUGUUCAUACGGUGACCAGUUUAUUUACUAAUUCUUGAUAACAGUGUUCCUGCGCAGAAACUCAUCUUGCGCACUUACUAAAUUCCUGUCUUUUCACCAUAUGACUGCAAUAUGUUUUGCAGACCUAAUUUCUUAUAUGUGCAUUAAUCAUUUGUACUUCUUUUUUUUUUUUUUAUUAAUCCAGAGUUAUAGUCCACCUGUUC